AGAAAACGGACUCUAUAAUAUAAUAUAUAUGAGAAAAUAAAGAAAACGGAGAAAUGGCGAAGCAGUACUGAUUCUGGCCACAGCAACAGAGCAGCAGCAGUUCAGGCCACAAACAACGAAGCGACGGCCUGUAACCUUCAUCUUCUCCUCCCUAUUCUAUCUACUUCUCUCGAGUUAGAAUACUAGCAACGGUUAAACAUAUUGCUAAAAGUGUCAAAAAGGGUACAUGAAAGAUGACAACAUCCAUUUAUUUGUAAGGCCUGUGAGGAGAUCUCCGUUUAUUAACCUUGGUUUUGCACGUAUUAAGGUUACUUUGCCCGUUGGGCUGCUCUCCGGAAGCUUCUCUAUCAGUUUCUUGAUUGUGAAAGAAAUACGGAUUGAAAAGCUCGCACAAUGAAACAGAUAUUGUCCCUUGGAGCUGGCUUUGAUACGACAUUUUUUAAGUUGCAGGUAACCAGUAAAAGGGUGGAACUUAUUGAAAGUUAUAGUCAGUUGAUAGACAAAGUUAGUGGAGCAGCAUCACUCUCAAGAGGAAAAUGGCACCUUAACAUCUGGUGCUUAACAUAUUGCCAUAUAGAUCAUUUUCCUUUCGAGAAGAGAAAAAGAAGAGGUGGGGUGGGGAGGCAAAUGUGCCAAUUAAGUAGAGAGGAGAAGGGCUUAGUCUACAAGCUACUCCCCAUUGAUCUUCGUGAUAUACAAAAAUUAGUUGAUAUCAUAGCUGUGGCUUAUAUGGAUCCCAGGUAUGAUGCAGAUAAGCUGAUUUCAUCAAGCCCCAUAGUGUGGAGGAACCCUUGAAGACAGAACAGAGAAUAUAACAUAAACCUCCAUGGCACGAUGGUUAUCACCAUUGGUAAAUAAUGAUGGAGCUUCGAUCAUUACAUGAGCAAAACAGAAGAAGAUAAUAGAAAAAUGCUAGUAGACAUUAACUGCCCAAUUUUUCAGAAGCAUAUAAAACACAUUAAAAAUUUAGUAAGAAUGCAUUUUAAUAAACCUAGAUCCAGAUUCAACCCAGGCUAUAGUUGUCUGGACUGCAAAAACAUUUUCUACUCAUUCCUUUUCUUUGACUUUAGGUUGCCAAUUUUUUCUUGGCACUCCUGGCUUCUUCUAAUUGCCAUUCAUGAUCAUAGUAUUAUAUGGUUGCUUAAAAUAUUAUGAAAAAUAUGUUCACAUACAGUUUCUCAUUUUUCCCCCCAACAUCUCAUACAGACUUCAUAUGUAAACAUCCAAGUAUUAUAUUUUCCAUCUUUGCACCUCAGUAUUUGCCCUGUUGCUUGUUUUGUAACUGGUUUUCGACAUGAUAGAGUUUUGCAAGUGAGAGUUUUACAGAAAUUUCACUGCUGCGGAUCUUCCUUUGUUGUUGCAAUCCAACUUAUCCUACUUCAACUAACCAACUUGAUGUUAAUUUUUUGUCAUGUGUCUCUUCACAAUGAAAUUUGUGCAUGCCAAUGUUCCAGUUUUGUGCCAAUAUUCGAAGAUCAUCAAUACAUGCAAGAGUCUUGUAUUAUAUGUUUUUUUCACAUGUAAUAACCUCAUAUUAUAUGUUUUAUCUUUUUCUCUCUGAAAGUUAGGGCUGAAAGAAGUAUCUAUGCUUCCUGCCCUUAGGAACUUUUUGGAAAGGAGAAUCUCUGCCUCAUGCUGUUAGGAACUUUUUUUUCCCUGAUUUUAGCUAUACCCUGAUUCCUUUGAUCUUAAAUUUUUUUAUUGUUGUACCAAUAUCCUAUGGUUUUGAGAUAAUUGAAUCACAUCUUCUUUAUGAGGUUCUAAA
Molecule: messenger RNA, 1765 nt
Organism: Juglans microcarpa x Juglans regia
Lineage: Eukaryota; Viridiplantae; Streptophyta; Magnoliopsida; Fagales; Juglandaceae
Product: leucine carboxyl methyltransferase 1 homolog
Exons: 6
Coding region: 394-795 (133 amino acids)
Source: RefSeq, a predicted model, not a curated record